GGCCGGACAUCACAAAAAGCAAACAGUCCAUGUUUAAAAAUGCUUGAAUUCUUUCAAGAAAUUCUGCAUACAGUAGAACUGUGGCUUCCCCACAUAGCUGUUGGAAUUAUCGUUUUGUUAAUUCUGAAGAAAUACGGAGGUAGCCACAUCCAGCCGAUAUUCUUCGCCAAAGUGUAUAAUCCUUUCCUUGGAACGUAUCACGUCACAUGUCAAGCACUGAAAAGAAAGCAUUUUCUAGCCAUGAAGGGUCACGUAUCGGCAGAUCCUGUCCUACGAAAGAAAGGCGCUCUGAGGAUCCUUGAAAUCGGUCCUGGACCGGGAUACAAUUUUGAAUUUUACCCACCCAACAGUGAACUAACUGUUGUCGAAGUCAAUCCGUACUUUGAAGAGCAAUUUUUCAAGAAACAGGCCGAACAUCCGCACAUCAAAAUGGAUCGUUUCGUCGUAGGAUUCGCUGAAAAUAUGAAGGACGUCCCCGAUAACAGCGUCGACAUCGUCGUUUCCACAAUGGUCCUCUGUUCCGUGCGCAGUGUGGAAGGAGCUCUGAAAGAAAUUCAUCGCAUCCUUGCUCCGGGAGGGAAAUAUUAUUAUUGGGAGCACAUCCGCGAGGCUGAAUACAUGUGGGUCCUGUUCGUCCAACACCUGGCAUCCUACACGUUCUAUGACCUUGUGUUCGGUUGCCAAUUAAACCGAAUGAGCGAUGAAAUUAUCAAGAGAAACGAAGCAGGAUUCUCCGACAUCGAUCAGCAACGAUUCAGAACACCACAAAAAGGAGGAUUCCAAGCCAUUUGCAUUUUUCAUAGCUCCCACGUCAAAGGAAUAGCUACAAAAUAAGAAAGCCUUCCUUUUUUACAUCCAUCUUCUCAUGACAU
This is a messenger RNA of Daphnia carinata, 872 nucleotides long. Its product is annotated as N6-adenosine-methyltransferase TMT1A-like. The coding region runs from base 40 to 834 and encodes 264 amino acids. The transcript is spliced from 3 exons. Lineage: Eukaryota; Metazoa; Arthropoda; Branchiopoda; Diplostraca; Daphniidae. Gene Ontology annotation, molecular function: S-adenosylmethionine-dependent methyltransferase activity. The record is from RefSeq and is a predicted model, not a curated record.